Molecule: messenger RNA, 609 nt
Organism: Lathyrus sativus (Indian pea)
Lineage: Eukaryota; Viridiplantae; Streptophyta; Magnoliopsida; Fabales; Fabaceae
Source: the annotation of a GenBank genome assembly
AUGGCGUUUUCCUCAUCAUUUCAUGAACGACUCGAACAAAUGGACCGUACUCGAAUUCAACGUCUCUCCUUACUCCAGGCCGAGAAAGAGUUGCAAGCUCACAAAUCUCGUGUUCUAGCCUCGAAGCUUUCAAAUAUCAGAGCCAUGGAACAGAGGUGUUUGCUGUUUGAUCGUAAAAUAGCGUCGCAGAAUUUCAAUAUUCUGUCUCUCAAGUCUCAGAUUGAGAAUCUCGAAGCCAAAUAUGAUUCCCUCUCGCAAGAAAUUAGGUCAAUGCAGAACGAGGUGGUGGAGCUUGAAGAGUUGCACAAAAUGAAAGAUGGAUUUUAUGAAGUAAAGAAGUUGGAAAUGAAGGAAUUCAAGCAAAUGGCUUGCGAUUUUGUAGUGAAAUGUGAAUUGGAAGUUCAGAGUUUGAGGAAUGGAGUCAAUGAGUUGAGGUCUUCUUACAUGGAUCUCAAAGGCAACAAAAGGAACUCGUGUAAUUCGGAGAUAGCUGCUGCUGAAGCGAAAAGGUUGAGACUACUUGCUGAGAAAGAAAAUGUAUGUAGAGAUGUUGAUUCUAACCACCAAUUAAAAGCACAGUUGCAAAAGCAGCUUCAGAGUAUUUUGUGA